CAUGAAGCUCACCGUCAAGUCGCUCGGCGGCUCCAACUUCACGCUCGAUGCCGAGCCCAGCGACACGAUUGCCGCCGUCAAGGCCAAGAUCGAGGCCAGCCAGGGCCAUGCCGUGGCGCAGCAGAAGCUCAUCUACUCGGGCAAGAUCCUCACCGACGCCCAGACCGUCGAGGAGUGCAAGAUCAAGGAGAAGGACUUCCUCGUCGUCAUGGUCUCCAAGCCAAAGGUGCCGAAGCCUGCCGCCGCCGCCGCUGCUGCCGCUCCUGCAGCUGCCGCAGCCCCCGCUGCUGCGCCUGCUGCCUCUGCAUCAGCUAGCGGCGACAGUGCCAUGAGCGACGCGUCUGCCCCGGCGGCCUCGGCUGCGCCCGCAGCGGCACCAGCUGCUGCCGCGGCACCGUCCACAGAGGCAGCCUCCGGCGCUGCAGCUCCGGCCAGUGGCCCGGGCUCAAGCUUCCUGACGGGUCCGGCACUCGAGGGCGCCAUCGCCAACAUGGUCGAGAUGGGCUUUGAGCGCGAGCAGGUGCAGAAGGCGCUGCGUGCCAGCUUCAACAACCCAGACCGUGCCGUCGAGUACCUGAUGACGGGCAUCCCCGAGCACCUCCUGCAGCAGCAGCAGGCGCCGCCGCCGGCCGCCGCACCAGGCGGUGGCUCCGCAGCGGCCGCCGCCCCGACCGGCGCCUCCGCUCCGUCUGCCGCACCAGCAGCUGCACCUGCCGCCGCGCCCGCACCAGCGGCCGCGCGCGGCAACCUGUUUGAGGCAGCGGCAGCGCAGGCUGCGGGCGGAGGUGGGCGUGGUGCCGCCGGCGGCGCCGGCGGGCUCUCUGGCGCAGACGACGGCGAGGGCGGGCAGGUCAUCGACCUGGGCAACCCGGCCAUGCUGGCUCAGCUGCGCCAGCUGGUGCAGGAGAACCCGGCGGCCCUGCAGCCGCUCAUCCAGGCCAUUGCGCAGAGCAACCCGCAGCUGGCCGAGGCGAUGGCUAACGACCCGGAGGCGGUCCUCAACAUCCUGGCCCAGGGCGGCGCGGGCGGCGAGGAGGACGACCAGGUCGGCAUGGACGAGCUCUCGGAGGAGGACCAGGCCAAGGUGCAGCAGAUCACCGCCAUGGGCAUCCCAGAAGACCGUGCCAUCGAGGUCUUCCUCAUGUGCGACCGGAAUGUCGAGCUGGCAAUCCAGUACUACUACGAGAACCAGGCCGACUUUGAGAACUAG
Tilletiopsis washingtonensis is the source of this 1210-nucleotide messenger RNA. RefSeq names its product UV excision repair protein Rad23. Gene Ontology annotation, biological process: nucleotide-excision repair; proteasome-mediated ubiquitin-dependent protein catabolic process. NCBI's taxonomy places the organism in Eukaryota, Fungi, Basidiomycota, Exobasidiomycetes, Entylomatales. Gene Ontology annotation, cellular component: cytosol; nucleoplasm. Gene Ontology annotation, molecular function: polyubiquitin modification-dependent protein binding; ubiquitin binding; damaged DNA binding. The annotation marks the transcript as partial. The transcript is spliced from 8 exons. The record is from RefSeq and is a predicted model, not a curated record.